UCCAAAAUUAGACAAGGUUGAGAGAGAGACUCAUCGGAGAGAUAACCUCCGCCGAAGACAAGAGGAAGUUUGGGGGCGAGACGGGGAGAGGUGGAGAGCUGGCAGAUGGCUUCCAACGAGGAGAUGCCAGUCGGUUCAGUGCAGAACAUUUUGGAUCAAAAUAGUCUCAAAUGGGUAUUCGUCGGAGGUAAAGGUGGUGUCGGAAAAACCACUUGUAGCUCAAUUCUCUCGAUCCUUCUCUCUAGGGUUCGCUCAUCCGUUCUCAUUAUCUCCACCGAUCCCGCUCACAAUCUAAGUGAUGCUUUUCAGCAGAAGUUCACCAAAGCUCCUACUCUCGUUAAUGGCUUCACCAAUUUGUACGCCAUGGAGGUGGAUCCGACGGUAGAGAGUGAAGAGACAAAUGGUCAAGAUGGAAUGGAUGGCUUCAUAUCCGAUUUAGCAAAUGCCAUCCCUGGAAUUGAUGAAGCAAUGAGCUUUGCAGAGAUGCUCAAAUUAGUGCAGACAAUGGAUUAUUCUGUCAUUGUAUUCGAUACAGCUCCUACUGGUCAUACUCUGCGGUUGCUGCAAUUUCCAUCAACAUUAGAGAAGGGGCUUGCUAAAAUGAUGUCACUAAAGAAUAAAUUUGGUGGUUUGCUAAGUCAGAUGACUCGUAUGUUUGGGGUGGAUGAUGAAUUUGGCGAGGACGCGCUCUUGGGGAGACUUGAGGGAAUGAAAUAUAUUAUCGAGCAAGUCAAUAAGCAGUUUAAGGAUCCGGAGUUAACAACAUUUGUGUGUGUAUGCAUUCCUGAAUUUCUCUCUCUAUAUGAAACUGAGAGGCUUGUGCAGGAGCUGACUAAGUUCGAGAUAGAUACUCACAACAUCAUUAUUAAUCAAGUGCUUUAUGAUGAAGAAGGUACUGAAUCUAGACUGCUGAAAGCUAGAAUGAGGAUGCAGCAAAAGUACCUUGAUCAAUUUUACAUGUUAUAUGAUGAUUUUCAUAUCACUAAGCUACCAUUGCUGCCGGAAGAGGUAUGUGGAGUGGAAGCGCUGAAAUCAUUUUCUCGCUUUUUUCUGACACCAUAUCAACCUCCAAAGGGUACAGUUGAAGAGGUGGAGAAGAAGGUAUCAUUCUUAAGGGAACAGUUGAAAGAUUCUGAAACAGAACUAGAAAGACUCAGAAAAGGAAAACAAAAGCUCUAAAUUCAAUCAAGAAGAUGAUACAACAAAGUUAAGCCCAUUCUAGCCUUCAGUUCCUCUUCAAGAUGACACAGCAAAGUUAAAUCCCAUUUGAGCCUUCAGUUUCUGUUUCAUCUUCUUCAUUUCAAUUUUUGGUAUAGAUGGAUUGUUAUGUGGAGCAUUUUUACAGUGUUGUUGUUUAGAGAACUUUUCUUCUUUUUUUCAUUGCCACCUUUUUGUUUUAUAGACUUUUUGUAUUGAAUUUAUACAUCAACUACCUAAUAAAAGAUGAAAUUAAGCUCU
This is a messenger RNA of Impatiens glandulifera, 1458 nucleotides long. RefSeq names its product ATPase GET3A-like. Gene Ontology annotation, molecular function: ATP hydrolysis activity; ATP binding. NCBI's taxonomy places the organism in Eukaryota, Viridiplantae, Streptophyta, Magnoliopsida, Ericales, Balsaminaceae. The transcript has 8 exons. Gene Ontology annotation, biological process: post-translational protein targeting to endoplasmic reticulum membrane. The record is from RefSeq and is a predicted model, not a curated record. The coding region runs from base 106 to 1179 and encodes 357 amino acids. Gene Ontology annotation, cellular component: GET complex.